Messenger RNA from Dryobates pubescens (Downy woodpecker), 345 nucleotides. Its product is annotated as keratin-associated protein 5-4-like. The transcript has a single exon. The record is from RefSeq and is a predicted model, not a curated record. NCBI's taxonomy places the organism in Eukaryota, Metazoa, Chordata, Aves, Piciformes, Picidae. The coding region runs from base 1 to 345 and encodes 114 amino acids.
AUGUGCUCCCGGCAGGACAAGGAUCAGUGCCACAGCCAGGAGCGCUACACCCGGCAGAGCAGCGGCUGCCACGGCUCCGGCGGCGGCUGCCACAGCUCCGGGGGCAGCGGCGGCGGCUGCCACAGCUCCGGGGGCAGCGGCGGGGGCUGCCACAGCUCCGGCAGCUCGGGUGGGGGCUGCCACAGCUCCGGGGGCAGCGGCGGAGGCUGCCACAGCUCCGGCGGUGGGGGCUGCCACAGCUCCGGCGGCUCCGGCUGCCACGGCAAGCCGCAGAUCCAGAUCCAGCAGCCCCAGCAGCAGCAGCAGCAGCAGAUCCAGCAGCUGCCCCAGCAGAAGAUGAAGUGA